Arachis ipaensis is the source of this 781-nucleotide messenger RNA. The record is from RefSeq and is a predicted model, not a curated record. Lineage: Eukaryota; Viridiplantae; Streptophyta; Magnoliopsida; Fabales; Fabaceae.
AGAUCAUCGCACUCACCCACCAUGGCUGUCACUGUUAAAACCAUGGCUCUCAUUGUUUCGUUCUUCGGUUUUCUCUCUUUCAUUCUCGGUGUUAUAGCCGAAAACAAGAAGCCUGCAGCCGGAACCCCAGUACCUGGCGAGGGUGUUGUCACCUGCAAGUUCCCAGCUGAUCCAACAGUCGCAUUGGGCUAUCUUUCCUUUGCAUUUCUCAUUGUAUCUACUGUGGCCGGAUGCAUGUCUCUCUUUUACCCUUACAAGGGGAAGUCUGUUCCACAAGGUGUUCUAUUUAAAAGAACUAGUUUCUUGGUAUUCUUCAACAUUGCAGUGUUCACGACCGGACUAGCUGCAACUAUGCUGUUAUGGCCGACAAUCACUGAACAGAUGCACCUUCAGCGCAACGUACACAAUAAUCUCACCUACACUUGCCCUACUGCUAAAACCGGUCUACUUGGAGGCGGUGCAUUUUUAUCGCUUGACUCUUCCCUCUUUUGGCUGAUUGCCCUUAUGCUAGCUGACAACGCCCGUGAAGAUUUCAUGGAUGAAGAAGUUAAGGGGGGCGAGCUUUCCUCAAGUGCUUAUGCCACGCAUACAGUGGUGACAGCAAGUCCCUAGGUCUAGGUGCAUGUGUUAAUAAUGGUAGUAGAGGAAGACGGAUGUGUGCAGCAUUAGGUAAUUUAAAUGUGAUGAUGGAUUAUGAAGUCAAUAAAAAUAAAAGAUAUUAAUGGCUUUCAAUGGAAUGAGUUCUCCUAUAAAAUACACAAUGUUUGUUUUUUUGGUGAUA